AAAUACAAGACCAGGUGUACGAUGAGAAGCAAAACACAGUGACAAUCAAAGUGGUCUGCUGCUGCGACCCUGAAAAGAUGAAGCAAAAGAUACUCUGCAAGGGCAAAGCAGUCAUCAAGAGCAUUGAGAUCAAAGUCCACAAAAAGAAAGAAAAAGAAGAUAAGGCUUCGAAUACCGAGGACAAGGACAAGAAGAAUGCAGAUGAAACAAAAGAUAAAAAUCAGCAAACAAACCUACCUCCACGUCCUGUUCAGCUGGUGCCUUGCGUGCCUUUUGUGCCGGUAUGCCCAGUUCCCGGAGCCGGCCCGUUUCGUCGCACGUGCUGCAGGGAAUGCUACGAAGGCCGCGUCGGUGGGCCAUGCUUCGAAGGUUAUGAUAAUAAUUGGGCAGCUGGCCCGUUUCGUCGCACGUGCUGCAGGGAAUGCAACGAAGGCCGCGUCGGUGGGCCAUGCUUUGAAGGUUAUGAGAAUAAUUCUGGACCAGUACCGUCAUCUUCUCAGUGCGACUGCUACUGGAGAAGGCCAGUAGUUUGUGAUAGUUAUGGUGGUGGGAAUAUCUACUUCCAUCCCCCUCAGGAACAGUGCUCCGAUCCAGAUGCUGGAUGCCAAAUUAUGUAA
Molecule: messenger RNA, 617 nt
Organism: Morus notabilis
Lineage: Eukaryota; Viridiplantae; Streptophyta; Magnoliopsida; Rosales; Moraceae
Exons: 1
Source: RefSeq, a predicted model, not a curated record